Molecule: messenger RNA, 1897 nt
Organism: Helicoverpa zea (corn earworm)
Lineage: Eukaryota; Metazoa; Arthropoda; Insecta; Lepidoptera; Noctuidae
Product: proline-rich receptor-like protein kinase PERK9
Exons: 6
Coding region: 1-1278 (425 amino acids)
Source: RefSeq, a predicted model, not a curated record
AUGUUGGGCGCGCGGCUCAAGUCAUGGAUGGAGGCGCAGCUGGGGCGGGCCAAGAAGCGUAAACAGAAGCAGACGCGGCAGGCCACAGCUACCGCGACCACGGGGCCUUUACCGCCCCCUCACCUGUCGUCACCGGAGAGCGCGUACAGUACUGGCUACUCUACUGAUGGGACGUCACCAGGAGCUCCCCCCGCCCCGCUCGCCGCUCCGCUCGUGGCCCCUCCGCCGCCGCCCGCGCCUCCGACCACACAUCUCUACCAUGAACCAGCCAAGCGUCGAUCUUCAAACGUGGUGGUACGGCGAUGCGUUCCCGAACCGGCACCUGUGCCCGUGGUGGUUUGCGCCACGCCCUCCCCUCGGCCCAGGUGCCGCAUCAGGACGAACCCCUGGAUGGGUGCAACGUCGCCCAGUCGUCGACGCCCGCAACAUAUAGUGCAUCAGCACUCAUUGCAGUGUCCCCCGACGCAGCCACAGUUGCAUCAUGCUCCGUAUUCGCUCGAUUCUCAUGUUAAAUAUGGAUCUAGAUCACCUCACCUUUCGCCUCACUUAUCGCCGGAGCCCCACCGCUCGCCUUACUAUCGCGGCGGCGCGUCCAGCGACGAGGAGUGCCGCGGUAUGCGCACGCGAGGCCGAGAGACCGCCAUACUGUCUGAUGCUGACUUCGAGUCUGAUGGCGACACGGGACUGGAUGGAGGCGAUGAGGAUGAUGAUGAAACUGCCUCCCCUGGUAGGAGGAGGGCUAGGAGAAGGAGGCCACCGCGACGACCGCCGCGGUCUGCAGGAGCGACUCCUCCCCGCAUGCGGCGACGUAACCACGCGCCUUCAGCCCCUCCGGUUCGCGAGAGAGAUCCUCUGUUGGAGGCUGAUAGAGAAGCCGAGAGGAAGUACAGGGAGCUUAUUAGGGAAGCUGAGAAGUUGCUCGUCACUGUGUCAAGGGCACCGCUUGAACCGCCACACAAUCCCAGGGUUAGGGAGUUGAGGGCUACUGAGGUGGAGGCGCCGCGCCGGAGCCCGGAGCGCACGCACGUGACGAACUUCAUGCGCGCCAACUCGCCCGAGCCGCCGCGCCGCCUGUCGCCGCAGCCGCGCCGCUCGCCGCUCGCCGCGCCGCCCCCUGCUCCCCGCCUGCUGCCUGACCACAGACCCCACUCCGAACCCCCCAAGCGGAAGGCUUAUGCACGAGACGAGGUCCUGCAGACCUUGGAAGGUCUUCGCAAGAGUUUACAACAACAGUCAGCACUGCUAGCUGUGCAGAGGACGAGACUGGACUCCCUAUAGCUGCCAAACUGUCCCCUUCCCGUCCCGCAUUCCUAGGUAUUUAGACAAGGAGUUUGUAGUUAGUGUGACUGGAGACCAAUCUGCCAAGUAAUACUUGUAAGUAUUGGGAAAACAAAAUACCGAAGUUUUUGGGGCAAUAAAAACUCCUCAAAAUGUUUAAUGAAAAUGAAGUCCAUAACGUGUAGGUACAGUUUUUACCACGUGGUUUUUAUAAGGCAAGAGGAGUUAAAAAGUGUGUGUGCAUCAAGUUGCUUUGAAAGUCUGGUCUCCAGUCAUACCUAUGAGUUCCUUGGUAUUAGACCUCUUUUAGAUAUCAAGUAGUUUUUGCCGAAUCACGCAAAACGAUGCCAAAGUUUUUGAUGGAUUUUGAUAUUUUCCUCAGUGCUAACGCUAAGCUCUUUGGAUCCGGAAUAGAUAUUGAAUGACAAUAAUAGGAAUUUCAAGUAUGUAGAAAUACUUUCUUCUUACUCAUACAAACAUUUUGUGGAAGUCACCACUGCAACAAUUUUUGGGUAAAUUGCAAAAGUUGAAGAUUUUUUUAGAAAAUCUGCUUCUUUUUAGAAAUGUAUUCUUAAUCCUGUUAAUUUUAUGUUCUGGCUUUUAUUUAUUCCACGGGUCG